This is a messenger RNA of Ziziphus jujuba (common jujube), 2031 nucleotides long. RefSeq names its product notchless protein homolog. The record is from RefSeq and is a predicted model, not a curated record. NCBI's taxonomy places the organism in Eukaryota, Viridiplantae, Streptophyta, Magnoliopsida, Rosales, Rhamnaceae. The transcript is spliced from 13 exons. Gene Ontology annotation, cellular component: nucleolus. Bases 194 to 1531 code for a protein of 445 amino acids. Gene Ontology annotation, molecular function: protein binding. Gene Ontology annotation, biological process: ribosomal large subunit assembly.
UGUCCACUUUCCCUCCAGUCUAUACUUUUAUCUUCCCCGGCUUCUUUAAACCCUGAUUUCUAUAACCACAAACGCUAAAAAGUCACAAUUUUGGUACUUGCCCAAGUUCAAAAACCCAUAAAACCAAAAGUCUCUGAAGCGUAAAAUUGAGUCUUUGACAGCCGAAAGCGCGUAAGUACUCAGUACAGUUGCUAUGGAGGUGGAAGCGCCGCGGCAGACUGAGAUGGUCAACAACGUCAUGUGCCUUCUGGUUGACCCAGAAGGGAAUUCAUUAGGACCUUCUAUGUACCUUCCACAAAACGCAGGCCCUCAACAGCUUCAACAAAUCGUUAAUAAGCUUCUUAAUAAUGAGGAGAAGUUACCAUAUUCUUUCUAUAUAUCAGAUCAGGAGCUUCUUGUGCCGCUUGCAACUUACUUGGAGAAAAACAAAGUUUCUGUGGAGAAGGUACUCUCAGUUGUUUAUCAACCACAAGCUGUUUUCAGAAUCCGCCCAGUUAAUCGUUGCUCAGCAACAAUUGCAGGUCAUACGGAAGCUGUACUUUCAGUUGCCUUUAGUCCUGAUGGUCGCCAGUUGGCUACUGGUUCCGGUGAUACCACUGUUAGACUUUGGGAUCUUAAUACCCAGACACCAUCAUUCACAUGUACAGGACACAAAAAUUGGGUUCUUUCUAUUGCAUGGUCACCCGAUGGUAAGCAUCUUGUAAGUGGAAGUAUGGCUGGAGAACUUCAAAGUUGGGAUCCACAGACAGGGAAGCCAUUAGGCAAUCCACUUGUUGGCCACAAAAAAUGGAUAACUGGAAUAUCUUGGGAACCAGUCCACCUGAAUGCUCCAUGUCGACGCUUUGUAAGUGCUAGCAAAGAUGGGGAUGCACGCAUAUGGGACGUUUCAUUGAGGAGAUGUGUUAUAUGUCUUAGUGGUCACACACUUGCAGUGACUUGUGUCAAAUGGGGUGGAGAUGGAAUGAUUUAUACUGGCUCCCAGGAUUGUACAAUAAAAGUUUGGGAAACUACACAGGGGAAGCUCAUUCGUGAAUUGAAGGGCCAUGGGCAUUGGGUUAACUCUCUUGCAUUGAGCACUGAAUAUGUUCUUCGUACUGGGGCUUUUGAUCACACUGGUAAACAGUAUUCAUCUCCAGAGGAAAUGAAACAGGUUGCUUUGGAAAGGUACAACAAAAUGAAGGGAAAUUCCCCUGAAAGGCUGGUUUCUGGAUCUGAUGAUUUUACAAUGUUCCUAUGGGAGCCUUUUGUGAGUAAACAUCCUAAAACUCGCAUGACGGGUCAUCAACAGCUAGUAAAUCAUGUGUAUUUUUCACCUGAUGGACAAUGGAUUGCAAGCGCUUCAUUUGAUAAAUCUGUCAAGUUAUGGAAUGGUACUACAGGAAAAUUUGUUGCUGCCUUUAGGGGCCAUGUUGGUCCUGUUUACCAGAUUAGCUGGUCUGCAGACAGUAGGCUUCUUUUAAGUGGAAGCAAGGACACCACGCUGAAGUUGCUUUGUUCAUCUAGGUUUGGGACGUCAGGACAAAGAAAUUGAAACAAGAUCUUCCAGGUCAUGCAGAUGAGGUUUUUGCUGUUGAUUGGAGCCCAGAUGGUGAAAAGGUAGCUUCUGGUGGUAAGGAUAGAGUGCUGAAGUUGUGGAUGGGAUAGAUUUAUUAGAAGGAGACAGAAGUAAGCAUGAAGUUUCUGGAUGAUAUGGAAACGAAUUAUAUUAUCUAAGUUUGGCUUCAAAUGAUUUAUUACGAAGUGCGAAGAAGCCUAUAGCCAAGGUGAUAAUGUGUGAGAAUGGGAAGAAUCAGUUAAAACAGUGGUUGGUAGAAAGCAUAAAUCUUUUUAGCCUGAAAUGUGAGCACAUUGGAAAAUUACAUUAGGAAAGUUUUGAUCUUUUUGUACUGAGAAAAAAAAAAAAAAAAAAAAGAUAGUCUCAACUUGAUUCGGUAUUACUUUUUAUGUGUAUUGAACCUUCACUAUAAUGUUAUGGCUUUGAACUCACGGUAAAGUAAUUGUUAUAUAUCAUGCAAAAAUUAAAGGUUUCUA